This is a messenger RNA of Oenanthe melanoleuca, 1961 nucleotides long. It is a transcript of the gene TYW2, whose product is annotated as tRNA methyltransferase 12 homolog. Gene Ontology annotation, cellular component: cytoplasm. NCBI's taxonomy places the organism in Eukaryota, Metazoa, Chordata, Aves, Passeriformes, Muscicapidae. The record is from RefSeq and is a predicted model, not a curated record. The coding region runs from base 229 to 1503 and encodes 424 amino acids. Gene Ontology annotation, biological process: tRNA methylation. Gene Ontology annotation, molecular function: tRNA methyltransferase activity. The transcript is spliced from 7 exons.
GCCGCGCUCGAGGGAGGCAUGGCAGCGGCGCUUCCGGAAAGCGCUCCGGCGGGAAACGCGGCACCGGCGGGAGCGGGGCGGGGGUGCCGGGGCUCGCCGGGACCUCGGAGCGGGGUGCUGCGAUCUCGGGGAUCCCGCGGCACCGCGAGCCGGGCUCCGGGCAGCCCCGCGGCCUCGGGGAUGCUCUCUCGGGCACCGGGGCUGUGACACCGCCGGCGGCUCGGCAGGAUGGAAGGCACGGAGGUCCCCACGCCUGUCCCCGUCAGCGUCCCUGCGCUGGUCACAGAGCGGAGGUUCGCCCAGCGCCUCAGGGAAUGGCUGGAGCAGCAGCAGCUCUCGGACCGGCGCUACCAGCUGCAGCGGCUGCCGGGGGCCCGCGUGGCCCUGCCCGUGCUGGAGGAGAAGCUCUCCCGGCUCUGCCUGCCCGCGGAGAUGCCCUGCGAGCUGCUGCGGAUCCAGCAGCCCGUCCCCUGCAGGGCCGCCCGCCGGCGCUCGCCCGCCCAGCGGCUGCGGGACGAGCUGCGGACGCUGCUGGGGGACAGCUGGUCGGAGGAGCUGGAGCGGGAUGUGCCCCGCGCCUGGCAGCGCCACGGGGACCUGCUGCUGCUGAGCCACGACAGCUUCAGGGCUGCGGCCUGGGAGCGGCUGGGCUCGGCGCUCUGGCAGACGGUGGCCUCGGCGCUGGGGGCCCGGCGGGUGGCCCGGCGAGGGCGGGUGCUGCCGGAUGGGAUGCGGACCCCCAGUGUGACCCUGCUGCUGGGCCAGCACGGCUGGGUGGAGCACGUGGACAAUGGCAUCAGGUACACCUUCGACGUGACCAAGUGCAUGUUCUCCCCGGGCAACAUCACGGAGAAGCUGCGGGUGGCCUCCCUGCCCUGCUCCGGGGAGGUCGUGGUGGAUCUCUAUGCGGGCAUCGGGUACUUCACGCUGCCGUUCCUGGUGCACGCGGGAGCUGCCUUAGUGCACGCCUGUGAGUGGAACAGCCACGCCCUGCAGGCCCUGCACAGGAGCCUGCUGCUGAACGGGGUGCGGGAUCGCUGCCACAUCCACGCCGGGGACAGCCGGCAGCUGCAGCUGCGGGAUGUGGCACACAGGGUGAACCUGGGGCUGAUUCCCAGCUCGGAGCAGGGCUGGCCCGUGGCCUGCCGCGUGCUGAGGAAGGACACGGGGGGGGUUCUGCACAUCCACCACAACGUGGAGAGUCCCCCUGCGCCGGCCCCGCCGCAGAGCGCGGUGCUGCUGGCUGAGCAGAGGGCAGCCAGCCCCGGGGGACAGGCACGGCAGCCAGCAGAGGAUGGUGGGGAGCCGCUGGGGGCCAGGCGCAGGCCCGAGUGGCAGCAGUGGGCUGAAGGCACGGCCGCACGGAUCCGGGGGCUGCUGGCAGAGCUGCACGGGCGGCCGUGGCACACCAGAGUCCUGCACAUCGAGCCCGUGAAAUCCUACGCGCCACACGUGCAUCACCUCGUGCUGGACCUUGAGUGCCGGCCAGGGCUGCCCCUUUAGUAGGGCAUGGGCCCUGCUGGGGCUCCAGCUCCAUGGAAAGGUGGUCUCAAGCACCAGGGCAGGGGAUGCUACCAGCUGCCAGCUUGGAUGUGCCUUGUGUCUCCUGGUUCCCAGCAGUGCCUCUCUGUGCCCAGGGCACCCAGGGUUGUGCUCCUCUGGCAGAUCCCUUCAGGAUCCAGACAAGGAUGGAGCAAGCUGGGGCUCAGUGUCAAUGUUCUGCCCCGGCUCUGCCAGUCACUGCCAGGUCUUGGGCACAUGGUAGCACCUUGUGCCCUGUUUUCACACAGAAGAGAGCCACGGUGCUGAGAAGCCUUGGAUUCCUGCUGGGUUCAUUUCAGCAGGUCAGGGACAAGCUUUGUGCUUGUAUUUACCAGCAUGUUUUUUUAAUGUACUGGAAGCAAGUCUGUUCAUCAUGUUUCUUUCCUAUAUUUUUUAAGAAGUAAAGAUGUUUCUCACCA